This is a messenger RNA of Cryptosporidium ubiquitum, 1299 nucleotides long. Its product is annotated as 26s proteasome regulatory subunit 7-AAA ATPase. Gene Ontology annotation, cellular component: proteasome regulatory particle, base subcomplex. Gene Ontology annotation, molecular function: ATP hydrolysis activity; ATP binding; proteasome-activating activity. Lineage: Eukaryota; Apicomplexa; Conoidasida; Eucoccidiorida; Cryptosporidiidae. The coding region runs from base 1 to 1299 and encodes 432 amino acids. Gene Ontology annotation, biological process: proteasome-mediated ubiquitin-dependent protein catabolic process. The transcript has a single exon. The record is from RefSeq and is a predicted model, not a curated record.
AUGGCAGUAAAGCCACAGAUUAAGACAGAGAAGGAUGGAGGAAAGGGAGAAGAGGACCAGUCGCGUCCCCUUGAUCAGAUUGAUAUAGAUAUUAUGAGAAAGUAUGGAAUGGGGCCAUAUGUAUCAAAGAUUAAACAGGUGGAAACAGAGGUCAAAGACUUAAUGUCAGCUAUUUCAAAACUGAAUAGUAUAAGGGAGUCAGAUACAGGGUUGGCUCCACCAUCUCAGUGGGAUUUGGCUGCUGAUAGACAAAAUAUGCAGAUGGAACAGCCCUUACAAGUUGCAAGAUGCACAAAAAUUAUAGAUGCCGGUACUGAGGAGGCGAAGUAUAUGAUUAAUAUUAAACAAAUGGCCAAGUAUGUAGUUGGAUUAGGAGAUAAAGUUGCUCCGACUGAUAUAGAAGAGGGAAUGAGAGUUGGCGUAGAUCGUACUAAGUAUAAGAUUCAGAUACCUUUACCACCAAAAAUAGACCCUUCAGUAGCAAUGAUGACAGUGGAGGACAAGCCUGAUGUUACUUAUAAUGACAUAGGAGGAGCAAAAGACCAAUUGGAACGUCUUAGAGAAGUUGUUGAAAUGCCUUUAUUACACCCUGAAAGAUUUGUACAAUUAGGUAUUGACCCACCAAAGGGAGUACUAUUAUAUGGCCCUCCAGGUACUGGAAAGACCUUGACAGCAAGAGCCGUAGCAAAUAGAACUGAUGCAUGUUUCAUCUGUGUUAUUGGUUCUGAAUUAGUACAGAAAUAUGUAGGAGAAGGAGCAAGAAUGGUUAGAGAACUUUUUAAACUAGCAAGGAGUAAGAAGGCUUGUAUAUUGUUCAUAGAUGAGGUUGAUGCAAUAGGAGGAGCCAGAGGAGAGGAAAGUGCUCAUGGGGAUCACGAAGUUCAGAGAACUAUGCUUGAAAUUGUAAACCAACUGGAUGGAUUUGACGCAAGAGGCAAUAUCAAGGUUCUGAUGGCAACCAACAGACCAGAUACAUUGGAUCCAGCUCUACUAAGACCUGGAAGAUUGGAUAGAAAGGUUGAAUUUGGACUUCCAGACUUAGAAGGAAGGACUCAAAUCUUCAGAAUCCACGCGAAGGUAAUGAGCAUGGAAAGGGACAUUAGAUUUGAACUACUUUCUAGACUUUGCCCAAACUGUACAGGAGCAGAUAUAAGAUCAGUCUGUACUGAAGCAGGGAUGUUUGCAAUAAGAGCAAGAAGAAAAAGCAUCAGCGAAAAGGAUCUUUUGGACGCUAUUAACAAAGUUGUUAAAGGCUAUAAGAAGUUCUCUGCUACAGCAAAGUAUAUGGUUUACAAUUAA